Anoplopoma fimbria (sablefish) is the source of this 1780-nucleotide messenger RNA. Its product is annotated as UDP-glucuronosyltransferase 1A1-like. Gene Ontology annotation, molecular function: UDP-glycosyltransferase activity. NCBI's taxonomy places the organism in Eukaryota, Metazoa, Chordata, Actinopteri, Perciformes, Anoplopomatidae. The record is from RefSeq and is a predicted model, not a curated record. The coding region runs from base 36 to 1724 and encodes 562 amino acids. The transcript has 9 exons.
CUGUGUUGGUUUCAGUGAGUUGCUAACACAGAGGAAUGAGAACCAUGUGGAAAGCAGCAGUGUCUGUGCUGCUGCUGCUGCUGCUAAACACGGAUAUGCAGGUGAAUGGAGCUGUAGAUAAGACGAGGGGAUCUGUGGCAGAAAACCCCAGGCCAGAGAGGAAGGUGAAGGCAGGAGAGGCUGAAGCCGCCAACACACUGUCUCCAACUGGCAUUGCUUCUGCAGGUUUCCUGGGCAACUUGCUGGUGGUACCCAUGGAUGGGAGUCACUGGGUGGGAGUGAAGGCAAUUGCCCAAGAAAUGGGUCGCCGUGGACACAGGGUCACCGUGGUGAUUCCAGAGAUCAGCAUACGCAUGGGUCCAGGAAAACACUACGACACUGUGACCUUUCCUGUUCCUUAUGACAUGGCUGUUAUUGAUAUUGUCAUGUCUAAAAACAAGGACGUGAUGAGAAAAUCUGCACAGUCUUUCACGGAGAAGAUAAGGACACGGUACUCACAAAUAAAGGAAAUUGUAGGAUAUAUCCACACCACUGCAGAGAGCCUGCUGUUCAAUGACAGUCUGAUCUCACAUCUGGCACAGCAGAACUUUGAUGCCAUCCUUACAGACCCCAUGAUUCCCACAGGCUCAUUAAUAGCUCGGAAAUUAGGUAUCCCCACUAUAAAUUUGCUGCGGGGAAUUCCAUGUUCCUUGGAUAUGAAGUCUGCAGGCUGCCCCUCCCCGCCUUCAUAUGUGCCCCGCUUCUUAACCAGAUACACAGAUAAAAUGAGCUUCAAGGAGAGAACUGUCAACACUAUGGUAGCUUUAUUUGAGCCGCUGCUAUGCCGACUGAUGUUCUGGUACUUUGAUCAAAUGGCCUAUCGGUUUCUGGGAGAGGAGGUGGGUGUAGCUGAAGUGCUGUCCGACUCUGCUAUCUGGCUGCUGAGAACCGACUUCACACUGGAGUUCCCACGCCCACUCAUGCCUAAUGUAGUAUUAGUUGGCGGAAUCAACUGCAACGUGAGAAAUCCUUUGCCUGAGGAUUUGGAGUCCUGGUUGUCAGGAGAACAUGGGUUUGUAGUGUUCACUCUGGGCACCAUGGUGUCAGAUAUGCCAGAAGAGACAACCUCCGUCUUCCUAGAAACCUUCCGACAGAUUCCACAGAAGGUAAUAUGGAGGUACACUGGGAAGGUACCUGACAGUGUCCCAGAGAAUGUGAAGUUGAUGGAAUGGGUGCCUCAGAAUGACCUGCUAGCACAUUCUGGAGCUCGGGCCUUCAUCACUCAUGCUGGCUCGCACAGCCUCUUUGAGGGACUGUGUCAUGGUGUUCCCAUGGUGAUGGUGCCAAUUGGGGGGGACCAGCCUGACAACGCAGAGAGGUUUGCAAGCAGAAAAGCCGGAGUGGUUUUGGAUAUUUCAAUGAUCACUACAGAAAUCCUUCUUCAGGGACUGAAUGAGGUCAUCAACAACACCAGCUAUAAAGAGAACAUUCAGAAGCUGUCAGCUCUCCAUAAAGACCGUCCAGUGGACCCACUCGACCUUUCAGUGUACUGGACAGAAUAUGUGAUGCGGCACAAAGGCGCAAAACAUCUCAGAUCUGCUGUCCAUGACCUCAACUGGCUCCAGUACUUCUGUCUGGAUGUAAUAGCACUACUGGCUACUGUAGUGCUGGUUUUCGUAAUACUCUCAGUAAAAUGCUUAAAAUUAUUCAUCAGGAAACUGAGCAGGAAGAGGAAGCUGGAUUGAACUGGUGCUACAUUUGUACCUUUGUCUCAGCAAUAACACUGUAUAUCAAGGAUGAU